AUGCCCGUUUUCGGGCUCCUGGCCCAUCAACAGAAAGGGUCUGGGGCGAGGAUCAAGCGAGGAGCGCGUCUGGUGGACGCCUCAACGCGGGCGGACUCGCCUGCGCUCCGCCCGCUCGUGCGGCGUGGCGACGGCGGCGUCCUUCCAUCUGACCAGAGCGCGUCCCCGGACAAGCCUGGGCGGCAGACUCCUCGACCCCCAGGCCCAGGUGGCCAAUUUCUGGGCCCCAGGGCUUUCAAGCAAUCGCGCACGCAGGGGAAGAGGCGGUCCCCAGGGGAAGAGGUCGAAGGAGGAGGAGGAGGAUGA
This is a messenger RNA of Prorocentrum cordatum, 306 nucleotides long. Lineage: Eukaryota; Dinophyceae; Prorocentrales; Prorocentraceae. The record is from the annotation of a GenBank genome assembly.